CUUUCGCAAGAAGAUAAUGGCUUCAAAAUUACGAGUUCUUGUUGGUUGUAAACGUGUCAUAGAUUAUGCCGUGAAGAUUCGUGUGAAACCUGACAAAACGGGGGUAGUAACCGAUGGAGUAAAACACAGUAUGAACCCUUUUGACGAAAUAGCUGUUGAAGAGGCAGUUCGAAUGAAGGAAAAAGGAAUUGCUGAAGAAAUCAUAGCAUUGAGCUGUGGACCACCUAAAUCUGAGGAAACUCUAAGGACUGCUCUUGCUAUGGGAAUGGACCGUGCAAUCCAUGUUGUGGUUGAUGAAAAAGACACCAGCACACUAGAACCACUGGCAGUUGCAAAGUUGUUUGCUAAAAUUGCAGACGAAGAAAAACCUGAUAUCAUUCUUCUAGGCAAACAGGCUAUUGAUGAUGAUUGCAAUCAAACUGCUCAAAUUUUGUCAACGCUUCUUAACUGGUCACAGGCGACAUUUGCUUCGGCUAUAGAACCGAGCGAUGGACAAUUGAAAAUAACAAGAGAAAUCGAUGGCGGUUUAGAGAAUAUCUCCGUAAAGCUACCAGCUGUUAUAUCUGCUGAUUUGAGACUGAAUGAGCCGAGAUAUGCUACAUUGCCUAACAUCAUGAAAGCUAAGAAGAAAAAGUUGGAUAAGAAGAAUCCCCAAGACCUGGGAGUCGAUGUCUCGCCAAGGAUAGAAAUAUUAUCAGUUGAAGAUCCUCCAGUUCGUCAAGCUGGCAUUAAAAUAGAAAGUGUCGAUGACUUGUUGGGAAAACUUAAAGAACAUGGCUUUGCGUGAUGCUCUUAUGACAAGCGGCUGACUGUUUAGGAAAAUUGUUAUUUUUAAAAUAAUAUUGUUUAUAUAUAAUAAAUUCAC
Molecule: messenger RNA, 865 nt
Organism: Dendronephthya gigantea
Lineage: Eukaryota; Metazoa; Cnidaria; Anthozoa; Malacalcyonacea; Nephtheidae
Product: electron transfer flavoprotein subunit beta-like
Exons: 8
Coding region: 17-787 (256 amino acids)
Cellular component (GO): cytosol
Molecular function (GO): electron transfer activity
Source: RefSeq, a predicted model, not a curated record